Papaver somniferum (opium poppy) is the source of this 1616-nucleotide messenger RNA. RefSeq names its product F-box/kelch-repeat protein At3g06240-like. NCBI's taxonomy places the organism in Eukaryota, Viridiplantae, Streptophyta, Magnoliopsida, Ranunculales, Papaveraceae. The record is from RefSeq and is a predicted model, not a curated record. The coding region runs from base 549 to 1319 and encodes 256 amino acids. The transcript is spliced from 2 exons.
CGAAUCAAUUCAAUUCAUCUUGCAGCAGCAGCAGCAGCAGUGGCAUCCCGUACCAGAUCCAAAUUGAAGGAAAAAGCAAGAUUAAAGCAAGAAGAAGCGAUAUCUCGGUGGCAAAAUGUUCCUGAAGAAAUAUUCUGGAAAUUACCAGGUAAUUCAAUCUUGUCAUCCAGGUGCGUCUGUAAGCUUUUCAAGGAUCGUCUUUCUAAACCUAGAUUUAUCAAAAAUCAUGUUAAUCUUUCGAUUCAGACCAAGAACAGCAACCCUAAACUUUUGUUUAGUGGUCGCUCGCCAACGACUCCCCCUAUGAUUUACUCUAUGCCGUUAGAUUAUGCCUCAAUUUCAUCAUCAUUACCGAAACCAGCACUUCUGCUUAGUUACCCAUUUGAAUCUGCCACUAAAACAUAUUGGCACCACUACAUGGGUUCAUGUAAUGGUUUAAUUUGCAUAAAGAUUCUUAGGGAAGAGAUAGAGUUGAUUAUGAAAGGGGAAACCAGACCAAUUAUUCUAGUAUUUUGAAUCCAUUCACAAGACAAUAUAAGGAAUUCAAAAUGCAAACAGUGAGAAAACGUGGUUACGACGUAGCCUAUGGAUUUGGUUAUGAUAGCGACAUCGAUGAUUACAAAGUAGUGGCAAUAUCGGAUAAUGGUGGUUGCUCCAAUGUUGAAGUGUAUUCAGUAAGAUCGAAUUCACGGAGUAAUAUUCAAUGCACGGUCAAAUACUCUUUUCAUGGAGGUUAUCAAUAUGGAUGUCCCGGUGUGUUUUUCAAUGGAGCUCUUCAUUGGUUGGGGAGUAUCGCCAACCAAGAAACCUCGUCCGAAGUUAUAUUGUGUUAUGAUAUCAGCAUUGGGAUAAUGGUGAAUAUGCCCUUACCUGAUAUUUUGCCAAUGCCACCUACAUAUGUUUCUGAAAAAGUUUGUAAAAAUGUGGGAGUUUUGGGAGACUGUAUUUUUGUAGCUUUUAUUUGGAGAUCUGUUAGAAUGGAUGUGUGGGUGAUGCGCGAGUAUGGAGUAAAUGAGUCUUGGUUUAGAAAAUAUACCACAACCCAAUUACCGCUCUCGUUGUACCCAUCUGCAUUUUGGAAGCCACUGUGGUGUUUUGACGGUGAGGUUUUAGUAGAUGAUGGUACCGAACACUUCCUUUUGUUUGAUCCAACAACUGAAACAUUUAGAUCAGUGGUGGUCAGUGACAUCGCAAUGGAUUCCCUCCGUAACCGAGUAACUUAUGUGGAGAGUAUAGCCUCUCUUGGCUCUGGUACUUAUCUGAAGAGGCAAAUUAAAGAUGGGACCGGGAAGAAUCCCAAGCGACAACGAUUGAGAUGAACAUGUACUGUCGAAGAAGGCUCCAAGGUCUCGUCAUUUAGAAGAAUCACCACAACAAUAUAAUCAUUGCUUUUGAGUACUUUGACAGUAUAAGUUCACAGUUGUAUUUUAGAAUUUCAAGAUACCGCCAAUAUAAUGUACGUUUCACCGAGAUCUUGUAAAAAUACUCUUUUUUACUGUGAUUGUUGUUUGCAAUUCUGAUUGGGUUUUUACUCUUUGUUUACCAGUAUCUGGAUUUUUUUAUUUUUGUAUUGUGUGCAAACUUGCCUUGGUUAAAUGUGCGUUCAGUAUGUCAUU